GAACCGUUGAUCUGAAAACGGCCGACAAGGACAUCAGCACCAGCCACCACUAUAGAAUAACGCCUUGGAAUCCAGGUACCUCUGCCAACCGAAGAUUCCGAAGAAAGGAAAAGCUGCUCAUAUUCCUCCUAUCCUCUAUUCAUCCCAGCCUUUUUCAACGAAGAAAAGCCGUGGAUAGAAAUGGCGGGAGCUGAUGCUAGCGCCGCCAUGGUCUCCGUCGACGACGCACUCCAGAAGGUCCUGACGGCCUGCCGACGCCUCCACCCGGUUUCCGUACAGCUCGAGGAUGCCGUCGGAAUGGUGCUGGCCGAGGACGUCCUCGCUCGGGAUCCUUUACCUCCUUAUCGAGCAUCCAUCAAGGAUGGUUAUGCUGUAGUUGCUUCGGAUGGUCCUGGUGAAUAUUCUGUAAUUACUGAAUCAAGAGCUGGAAAUGAUGGAGUUGGUGUCACGGUUACUCCUGGAACUGUUGCAUAUGUGACCACUGGAGGACCGAUACCUGAAGGACCGAUACCUGAAGGUGCUGAUGCUGUUGUGCAAGUUGAAGAUGUUGAACAAGAAAAAGAGACCUUAGAUGGAUUAAAGCGGGUCAAAAUAUUGGUGGGAGCCAGUCAAGGCCUUGAUAUUCGUCCAGUGGGAUGUGACAUCGAGAAAGGCGCCACUGUAAUGAAGUCAGGCGAACUAGUGGGCAUUUCUGAAAUUGGCCUACUUGCAUCCGUGGGAGUGAUGAUGGUGAAGGUGUACCCCAGGCCGAUGGUUGCAGUCCUUUCUACAGGGGAUGAGCUCGUAGAGCCAACAACUCAGAAUCUAAGCCGUGGACAGAUCCGAGAUUCCAACCGUGCCAUGGUGCUAGCUGCUGCUGUACAGCAGCAAUGUAAAAUAGUUGAUCUGGGUAUUGCUCAUGAUAAUGAAGAAGAACUUGAGAAGGUCCUGGACAGAGCCAUUUCUGCUGGAGUUGAUGUACUCAUAACUUCUGGAGGUGUUUCGAUGGGGGAUAGGGAUUUUGUCAAGCCUUUGCUAGAGAGAAGAGGGACCAUCCAUUUCAACAGGAUUCUCAUGAAACCUGGAAAGCCGUUGACAUUUGCAGAGAUUAAAUCAACAGAUGAAAAAGCAGCCAAGAAUAUCCUUGCAUUUGGUUUGCCUGGAAAUCCUGUGAGCUGUUUGGUCUGUUUCCAUGUUUUUGCUGUCCCUGCCAUUCGCCGUCUUGCCGGUUGGGAAAAUCCUCAUCUCCAGAGAGUUCUCGCUCGCAUUAAGCAGCCUAUAAAGACUGAUUCCAUUCGACCAGAAUUUCACCGUGCUAUAAUUAGAUGGGAGCUCAGUGAUGGAUCUGGGAAUCCAGGUUUUGUUGCUGAGAGCACUGGUCAUCAGAUGAGCAGCCGACUACUAAGUAUGAAGUCUGCAAAUGCAUUAUUAGAGUUGCCAGCAACAGGAAUGGUACUUUCUGCUGGAACUUCUGUGCAGGCGAUACUUAUUUCAGAUAUAAGCAACUUCCCCAUGAGUAAAAUGCCAGAUAGCUUGACUUCGUCGUCGCUUGAUUCAAGUUCUGUGAUUAGAAGCAGCAUGAUACACUCACAAACUGUGGCUGAAUCUCAAGAUGCAAAUGUUAAAGUCGCUAUUCUUACCGUGAGCGAUACCGUUGCAUUAGGGACUGGGCCUGAUCGGAGUGGCCCAAGGGCUGUCUCUGUUGUAAAUUCUUCAUCAGAAGGUUUAGGUGGAGCAAGGGUGGUUGCAACUUCUGUAGUUCCAGAUGAAGUGGGCAAAAUUCAAGACAUUCUGCGGAGAUGGAGUGAUAUCGACAAAGUCGACCUCAUCUUAACUUUAGGUGGCACUGGAUUUACACCCAGAGAUGUCACCCCUGAAGCAACCAAAGCUUUAAUACAGAAAGAAACGCCUGGUCUUUUGUAUGUGAUGCUGCAAGAGAGUCUUAAGGUGACACCAUUUGCCAUGCUUUCACGUGCUGCAGCUGGAAUAAGAGGAUCAACACUGAUCAUCAACAUGCCUGGGAAUCCGAAUGCAGUUGCUGAGUGCCUGCAAGCUCUGAUGCCUGCCCUUAAGCAUGCUUUCCGGCAGAUUAAGGGAGACAAGAGAGAGAAGCAUCCGCGUCAUGUCCCACAUUCAGCAGCGGCGCCAGCUGAUGUGUGGGAACAAAGCUAUAAGUUGGCUUCUACUGUGUCACAAUCUUCCAACUGUUCUUGUUCUCACUGAAAUGUGGCCCAUCUCAUGGAAAGCUUGGAUGUUGUAAACGUGUGCCAAAUUAUCAUGUGGAGUGGUGUGUACAUGAGCAGUGCUAGGGUCUUGCAAGAUCGAAGUUGUUCAGCAGGGAUCUUGUAGCUGCAAAUAAGGCCAAGUAUCGAAGGUCUGGGGUCCUUUGUUACACUUACAUGUGUAUAGGAAGAGUUAGUUUUCUUUGAAUUUGAGUUAGCUUUCCUUUGAAUUUGAUUAGUUAGUAUUUUUCUUUCUU
Magnolia sinica is the source of this 2458-nucleotide messenger RNA. Its product is annotated as molybdopterin biosynthesis protein CNX1. The transcript has 14 exons. Gene Ontology annotation, biological process: Mo-molybdopterin cofactor biosynthetic process; molybdenum incorporation into molybdenum-molybdopterin complex. The record is from RefSeq and is a predicted model, not a curated record. NCBI's taxonomy places the organism in Eukaryota, Viridiplantae, Streptophyta, Magnoliopsida, Magnoliales, Magnoliaceae. Bases 181 to 2202 code for a protein of 673 amino acids. Gene Ontology annotation, molecular function: molybdopterin molybdotransferase activity. Gene Ontology annotation, cellular component: cytosol; cytoplasm.